Molecule: messenger RNA, 369 nt
Organism: Ostertagia ostertagi
Lineage: Eukaryota; Metazoa; Nematoda; Chromadorea; Rhabditida; Trichostrongylidae
Source: the annotation of a GenBank genome assembly
AUGAGGAAAGUUAUCGAAGAACAGGACAACGCUCUCGAGAAAUCGGAAAGUGGCUUCUCAACUCCUUCUCCAGUAGUUUCUUCUACGCUGGCAGACGCCGUCGAAGAGCGCGUAGUAGACAUUGCCAGCCUGAAUCUUACCGAUGACCCUCUUUGCAACUCUGAGGAUCUGAGGAAACUCAUGCUUGAUAACAUUGACGAGAACCUGAACAGCUCAAAGCGACUGAUUCAACUGGCAGCAGAAGCACAGUUUGGCGGUAGAUUCGAUGUAAUUUGUGCCAACGGAGAUUUCAGCUACGUAACGAACACCGAACUGUUCUGCCAAGAAACAAAAGGUGACAUCUCAUGCUACACCUACCGACAAUUAUAA